GGUACCUAUCACAAUAGUUUGUUCAAUAGAUAUUUUAAUAUCCUUUCAAAGUUAUGUAUAAGUAAAACUGUUUUAUAGAUCCAAUACGAUAUAUAUAAAUGAAACUGUUCUUAUAAAUAUACGUAAGGUAUUAUUUCAAUUUAUUUUACAUAAUAAUCAAAACCAGUAAGUGACUACUAACCAUUUAAAAGUCCUCAAAAUGCCAAAACCUAAAGUGAACAAAUUAGCCAAGAUGUCGGAUGAAGAGCGAGCAAGGUACCUUCAGCUCCGCGCUGACAUGGAAGAGGAAGCCCGAAGAAGAAAGCGAGAGCUUAUAGCCAGGUUCAUAAAGAAUAAAUUGGAUAAAGAAGAAUCAUACAGUCGUAUGAACACGGCCAAAAUAAAUCAACAGUGGCGGUAUAUUUUACGAAAAAUCAAAUGUAAGCAAAUGGCACUAGAGAUACAGGGAAUGAUAACUAGCUUCAACUUCAUGAUAGAACGUAAGGAUCGUUUGAUAAAGUCACUGAUGGCCGCCAUCGAGGACUCUGAUGACCAGCAUCGCCGCGCCUUCCAAGCUCAUACAGAGACGCUGAGCUAUUUUUUAGGUGUAGGCUCUCAACGUCUCGAUAAAUUGCAAACCGAAUAUGAUUUUCAAAAGAACACACUACUAGAAAAUUGGGAUAAAGAAGAACUGAACAUAACUGAUGGUCAAGAUAGAUCUGAAAUGAAACUAAAAUUAAUAAUCUAUAUUCAAGAUCGUGACUUCCAAGCUUAUAAGAAUGAGAAGGAGUUACAGCGAGCAACAGCAAAAAAUGAUGCACGACUAGAGCAUGCUGAAGAUAUGCGCAUCCUCUGCCGACCGAAACGACUAGAAAUCGAGACGUACUGGGCAAAACUUAGGGACGUUUACAACACCUAUUUAGAACAACACCACCCUAUUAUGGGGCAUUAUCAAACUCUAAGGGAGAAAGACGACUUCUAUAGGAGAGAUAUCGCAAGAAACGAGCUCAAGAUUCAACAAUCCACUGAAAUUCUGCUGAACCUACAAAAAGAGUGGAUCCGCACAACAAAUACGAUGGCACAAAAAUUAAAGAAAAUGGCCAAUCACAAGGAAGAAUUGUCGAGGCGGUAUUGGCAAAUGAAGAAAGAUUCUAAUAUGGACAAAUGUAAAGGAAAUGAAAAACUAUCAAUUAUGGUUAAUGCAAGUCAAGAUGCCAUUAAACAACUUGAACAAACUAAGUCUAAAUUAGAUAAGAUUCUACAAAUGGCUGAAAUUUGUGGGAAAUAUGAACACAGCGAUGAUGAGGCGUUCAUGAUGGAUAUAGAAACUGAUGGAGCACCGGUCGAUUUUGAAAAUCUUGACGGGACGAUGAUUAACGAAUGUAAAGAGUACAGCAAAAUGGACAAGUUCAUGCUUAAAAUGAACAGAGUGAAGGUGCAGACUAUGUGCUUGAAAGCCGAGAAAGUUAAACUAACGAAAGAAAAUGUCCAACUGAAAUCGUACAUAAAGAGGUACCUGACGGAGCUGGCUUUGAGGGGCGGGAAGGACAGACCUCUUAGUGUGAAGCUGCAGUCUGAGAUGCAUAAGAUAGAUCCUUCCAUGAAAGUGUUAAACCGCCCAGUUACGUGCAUAGAAGGUGCUCUCUCCAAUGCUGUGAUGCAUGAAAAACGGAUGAAAACAUUUGAAAAGAGGAAUAAGGAGAUUGGUGGAAUUAGAGCAUACCCCCGAGUGCAGUGCUGGAUGGGGGCGUCAUAAUCUGUGCGGACGAGGGACUUGUUUACAGAGGUGGACUGCCAGUGGUUGUGAAGAACAUUCCAAAAACUAUAGCUUUAUUCUAUAUAUCUGUAUAAACAUAAGAUAUACAACUGCUUUCAACAUAAAAUGAUUAAUAUGAUGAAUUAUUUAUAUUGUAUGUUUAGUUCGUUAUCAUCAAAUAUAUUGUUUAUAUAUGUAUGUAUCUAUGUAAUACAAUUCUAUUUUUAUGUAUUUUUUUAUAGAUGAAAAUGGUAUGGUAACCCCGCCUACGCUAAUGGGAUACACUGGCGGAGCACCAGUGAGGGGUGAUAGAUGAGAAUGAAAACAGGCCAGUUAGCCCAUCAUGAUGAAUUCAUCAGGAAUUAACCAUGAUAGUUUCCAAGGAGAAGCGCGAGGAGGUCGACCUGGUUGGGUAUAUUGCUAGCAAUGGGAUUCUCAGUCUCCAUUACUAACAAUCCCUUUCCCGCCUAUUUUUAUGUAUUAAUUUAGUCUUACAGGGACACUUUGGGUUUGUUGCACGCGUCAUAUAGCCUAACUUCAGGCUGCAGUUGAAAAUCUGUGGUUUGCUUCUAAGCAAAACUAUCACUGAGCUGUAUCCUAUUUGGGUCAUUGUGACACACAUGGCGAAAACAUAUUGUCAUAUUUUAUCUUUUGUUUCAUAUUUAAAAAAGUGUAAUUAAUUUUGAUUGUAUGAACUCAUUUGUUAAUUUACAUGUGUCAUAAAUGGCUCAAAUAAGUGUUUAUCUAUCUACAAAGAAAUAUAAGACACAAACUUCAUCUGUAAACACUCUCAGUAUCCUUUAUAACCUGGGAUGUAGCUAAUAAAUAUCAUAUAAUAAUCAAGUGUAAUAAAUUAUGUGACAGGUGGGACAAUAUGUCCAAAAAAAUAGUCAGCUUUUUAGCAUAAUGAUAAAUAUAAAACAGAGUUAUUUAUAAAUAAUAUGUACUAAAUGAUGGGAUCAUACAUAGUUAGGUAAUUAAGAAACCUUUUUUAUAAUUCUGAUGUUUUUGUUCUCUCUUAUCAAUCAACUUAAAAAAGAAUGAGGUUCUUAAUUCGGCUGUAUUUCGUUUGUGUUUGUUACCUCAUAACUUUGUCAGUUCUAAACCGAUCUUGAAAAUUUUUAUCUGAAUGUAUAUACUUACAGAUUGGCACUCAUAAUCUAAAUUGGUCCAAUAGUUUUUCUGGUUUUGUCACAAUUGAAUUUUUUUGUGUCGGAUGCAAUCUUUAAUUAUAACAUAUCAAAAACAAGACACUUAUUGUAAGAAUAUUUAAUAAUACUUUAUUUUUUAACAUAAUCAUAUCUAGGGACUAUCUUUCAUUUUUCUAUAUAUCUAAUGUUGGAUAUUUUUUUGUGAAACAAUCUAUUUUGUAAUAAAAUUUUAUCAUUGCCUUGCCUUUGCC
Molecule: messenger RNA, 3137 nt
Organism: Galleria mellonella (greater wax moth)
Lineage: Eukaryota; Metazoa; Arthropoda; Insecta; Lepidoptera; Pyralidae
Product: dynein regulatory complex subunit 2
Exons: 10
Coding region: 200-1735 (511 amino acids)
Biological process (GO): regulation of cilium movement; axonemal dynein complex assembly; cilium-dependent cell motility
Cellular component (GO): axoneme; axonemal dynein complex
Source: RefSeq, a predicted model, not a curated record